Messenger RNA from Penicillium lagena, 828 nucleotides. RefSeq names its product WW domain-containing protein. Bases 1 to 828 code for a protein of 275 amino acids. Gene Ontology annotation, molecular function: protein binding. The record is from RefSeq and is a predicted model, not a curated record. Lineage: Eukaryota; Fungi; Ascomycota; Eurotiomycetes; Eurotiales; Aspergillaceae. The transcript has a single exon.
AUGUCUACAUCGUUACCACACCCAUCUGCAUCUCAUCCGGACGAGGGUGCCACGCGCAGCCCGUCCGCGCCGGAAUUACACCCCGAGACAGAAGAGAAACGCGACCCGGGGCAUCAACCAGACGAAGAGGAGGUGGAAGAACCACAACCAGACCCCAAAGAAGAUGACCAGGAAUCUGCACCGCCUUUGCCAGACGAGAUCCCUCCACCUCUUCCCGACGAAGCACACCCAGGCCAAGCCGAAGACGAUGGAUGGGAACCCGUUUGGGAUGGCAAUGCGCAAGCAUACUAUUUUUACAACCGGCUCACGGGAGUAUCUCAGUGGGAGAAUCCCCGCGUACCAGAUGCAGCAUCCGCAACAGCGCCCGGGACAGGGGAGGCUCGUGGCACACAACCGGAGGCGUCUUCCUUGUCGCCACCCCCAAGGCCGAAGUCCCCUGUGCUAGGAGGAUACAACCCUGCGAUUCACGGAGACUACGAUCCGAAUGCUUCAUACGCCCGACAGUACGAAGAGCAAGCACAGCCGGAGUCAAGCACCUCAGCGCGGGGCGACACCACCGCGGCGUACGCGGCCACGGGCAUGUUCAAUCGAUUCACGGGCCGGUGGCAGGACGCCUCGAUUACAGCAGAAACCCACAACGACGAGAACAAGUCCCGACGACAGAUGAAUGCUUUUUUUGACGUCGAUAGCGCAGCGAAUAGUCACGACGGCCGUAGUCUGCGUGCGGAGCGGAGCGCUAAGAAACUGAGCAAGCAGGAGCUGAAGAUGUUCAAAGAGAAGCGACGGGAAAAGAAGGAGGAGAAACGCCGGGCCUGGUUGCGGGAUUGA